AUGUCGGACUCUCAAACAAAUCUGGCACCAAGCGCCUCCUCGCAGCUGCUGCCUCAAGGACAGCCCGCAGCACCUCGAAACCCAUUCUCACCAGACGUGACGGAUUCAUAUGAGCACCACAUUGAUCUCGGUGCCUAUCCCAUGAACCCUCAAAGCAGCAGUUCUCCCCUUGGUAGUCACACCAAUGUAUACCCAAAGGAUAACCCCGAAGUCCAUCAAAGAAAAGGCCCUCUUCAGAAAAUCGACGUGUCUCGCUACCUCAGCAACAACAACAUAGCCGCCAACCUCCCCUGGGUAGACAGACCCAUCGAGAACCCCGGCCUAUCCUACGCCGAUCGCAAAGCAUACAGACACCGCGACGCCCUUAGCCGCAUAUGGACGGGCCCAGAAGAUGACCGAUACCUGAGUGCUACGGAUGGGCGGCUUCGCAAGCUGAUUGUCCAAGCAACCGACGAGGUCCGGCGCGGGCCCAAGAACGGAACCUGGGCGCAGAGGGGCAUUCGAAGCGUCACGCCAAUCCAUAUGCGCGUUGUGCAUUGGGUCUUGAAAGAUAUAAUCGAGGGGAAGCAGGACGGGGUGUCGUUGGAAGUGUGUUUGAAAUGGUUUCCGGCCUGCCUUGCGCUUCUGGCUUUGUUGUUUGUGCCUGCGGAUCUUGGUGGUGAGAUACGCAAUAAUGGGCGAUAUGAGCAGUUCAAGUAUCAUUUCUGGGGAUACCCUUAUAUCCCUAGCAACCCGCGCGAGGCAGCGCAAGGAUCUUCGGCAAUUUCGUUGACAGCAGCGGAAGAGAUCAAUGGGAUUGCUGAGAGGCCGUUGCGACCUAGAUACUUGUGCUUCCUAACUGAAGACGGAGUACAAAUAAGAAGCGUCGCCGACUGGGAAGAAGAGCACGGCCGGGAGGCUCUCCUGCAAUAUCUCUUCAUCUCCUACACCUCUGCGCAAUUUCAGGGACCAGCGGACUGGGAGGAGCUUCAUGUUAUUGCUGCAGCUGCAGCACAAACGGCCGGAGUAUCGGCGUAUUGGAUCUCAUGCAGCUGCAUGCCAGAGCCUGACCAGGUCUCCGAAGACGUUUACAGAAUCAGCGAUAUCGUCCGCGGAGCACAUUCCCUAGCUGUUAUUCUAGGACCCCCGGCGGCAGACCCGUCCUCGAACCCGGAUAUGAAGACCAUGCUGCAGCACUGGGGAGAGCGCAUGUGGACAUUCCCAGAAGUCCUCCUCAGUCCAACAGACAGGCCCAUCGCCAUCUACACUCGCGGCGGCGACAUCUGGAACCCCCAUUUCCUGCCCAAGCGCAAUUUCCCAGCAGAGGCUUGGAUCGAUGCCCCGGUCUCCAGGCAGCUCGUCGACCACUACGAGGGCUCCGUUGUCCUCAGUCCACUGGAGCUGGUUACCCUCGCCCUGCAGUGCCUGAGCACUCGCGCAAACAACACAACAGCCUAUCUCGACGGCGAUCUGACUUACGUCCUCAUGGGUCUCCUCCGGCGACGACCAAAAGUCAACUCCCAACACACUGCCUUUCAGGAGUUCUGCCGCCUUUCUCUAGCAAACGAUAGCAACCGUCUCCUCGAGCGCCUUAUCUGCCUCCUUCCCCGGAACAGAGACCAACCCUGGCACCAUAUCGACGACGCCUGGACACGUAGUCUCUGGGACAUCACACCCCUAUGCCAGGUAGACGGUGUCGGCGAGAACGACACUGUUAUUCUAGGUGGAGGGUUCGCGGCGCCCAUCCGCUGGAAGUCAUUCACACCUGUCAACCUUAUGCUCCGAAACACGCUGAAGCGCAUGAUUGCGCAGAUUGCCAUCCGCGGUGUGCCCGCGUUCCUUGUCGCAGGCGCCUUUCUCCUUGGAGUGAGUAAGUCCGAGGGCGGGCCGUAUGUGGCUUUUACUGUGCUGGGCUGGCUGCUCAUGGGACCGGCGAUUAUUGCCGUCUUCUGCUCGCCGUACCUCCUGGGCGCUCUAUAUACGGGGAAGCCGUGGCGUGGGCAGCCGUGGCUGUUUGGGUUCGAGGGCUAUAUGGACAAAGCCGAGAUUGAGACGAUGAUUUUCGGGACGAAUCUGAAUAGGUUCAAGUGGAGCCCGUAUUCGAGUGACUUGUCCAGACACGAGAACGUACAGGCUGAGUGUAUUGGUGUUGACCCGACGCUUGAUCCUACAGUGCGAGAGACCAUUGGUAGAUCUCAGGGGCUUGGAUACGGCGCGGAGAAAGUGUUUACGCUUGUUGAUACGAAUCUUAUGACCGUUACACUGUUUACUGCGGUGCGGCCCCCAGUUGCGCUUGUCUUGUGUGGGAGUGAGGGCGGCAUGCAGCGGGGACUGCUGUGCUCGUAUGACUGGAAGAGCCAGACGCUGUAUAAGGAGAGUGUGCUGCGGGUCGAUACGAUGGUGUUGGAAAAGAUGUCGAGAGUCGAUCGAUUCCGAUUAGGGCUGAGGAGGCCACUGGCGCAGACGGUGCCUGUUCCUUAUACUGACACACCCAUUGUCUAA
Messenger RNA from Aspergillus puulaauensis, 2481 nucleotides. RefSeq lists its product as uncharacterized. Bases 1 to 2481 code for a protein of 826 amino acids. NCBI's taxonomy places the organism in Eukaryota, Fungi, Ascomycota, Eurotiomycetes, Eurotiales, Aspergillaceae. The transcript is spliced from 4 exons. The record is from RefSeq and is a predicted model, not a curated record.